AUGACUCCAACGUCCCUCUCCUGUAGGGCUGAAGAAGCAGAUACCACUAGCCUUUUUACUAAAGAGGUCUUACCUUUUUUACUUAACCCAGCCUGGCUCUAUUUUGAUUGUACAUUCUUGUUCCUUAGAAUGGCGCCAAUUCCAAAACUUCUAGUUGGACUCAUCCUGCUGACUUUAUGCGUGGAGGGCUGCUCCAGCCAGCACUGGUCCUACGGACUGCGCCCCGGGGGAAAGAGAAAUGCCGAAAACGUGAUUGAGUCUUUCCACGAGAUAGCCAAAGAGGUGGAUCAACUAGCAGAACCCCAGCACUUUGAAUGCACCAUCCGCCAUCCACGUUCACCCCUCGGGGACCUGAAAGGCGCCCUGGUGAGUUACAGUGAUCUUAACAUAGAGCUUUAGAGGUGGAAAGGCCCUUGGGGACCGCUUAGCACGGCCACCUCCCUGCCACCGCGGGGCUUACCUUCCUGACUGCGGGGAUACCUCCUGAGCUGGGGCCCUCAUGACACUCCUGCUCAGUGGUUAGACAGCACUAGGGCUGGAACCCCCCUCUCCAUGUUUCCCCC
Lemur catta (Ring-tailed lemur) is the source of this 563-nucleotide messenger RNA. It is a transcript of the gene GNRH1, whose product is annotated as gonadotropin releasing hormone 1. The record is from RefSeq and is a predicted model, not a curated record. The transcript has 2 exons. The coding region runs from base 1 to 399 and encodes 132 amino acids. Gene Ontology annotation, molecular function: gonadotropin hormone-releasing hormone activity. Gene Ontology annotation, biological process: multicellular organism development. Gene Ontology annotation, cellular component: extracellular region. NCBI's taxonomy places the organism in Eukaryota, Metazoa, Chordata, Mammalia, Primates, Lemuridae.